Messenger RNA from Chaetomium strumarium, 1584 nucleotides. RefSeq lists its product as uncharacterized. NCBI's taxonomy places the organism in Eukaryota, Fungi, Ascomycota, Sordariomycetes, Sordariales, Chaetomiaceae. The record is from RefSeq and is a predicted model, not a curated record. Bases 1 to 1584 code for a protein of 527 amino acids. The transcript is spliced from 5 exons.
AUGGAUGCAGAGGCGUUGAUCAAAACCCUACGGGCGUACGACCCGUCUUUCGACGCAGCGGCGGUGAGGGCAGUUCUCGGGGACCCAAAGUCGUCCGAGCUUAGACGCUGGGCGGCUGUUCACCUCACCCCGGACACGCUGCUCACGGUGGACGAGCUGAGCCAAUAUGCUGUCCUCGAGGAGUCAGGUCGGGCCGAGAAGCUCGCCAUGUCGUCCGACCUCACCACAGCUCGUGUUUUGAGCGACCAUGAGAUCAAGGACGCCAUCGACGAACUCAACCGUUCCACGCAGGCCAUCAGGCGACAUACCGAGACGCUCAAGCAGCAGCAACAGGCUCUUGGCCGUCUUGUGAACGCCAACCGCCAGGGCGCCGAGGAGAGGCUGGCUCUGGAAGAAGGGCAGACUCGUAAAUGGGAGGCCCAGUGUAAGGAUCUUGCAUUCAGGGCAGACGACUUGACAGAAUCCCUGCACUCCCGUGUCCAUGAAUUGGAGCAGCGGAGCACCGAGGCUGGUCCGGCAACCCAACAGCUGGUGGACUCCUUGUUGUGCUCAGACGACAAGCUCCUAUCCAGUCUCCAAAAGCUGGGAUGGGAGCUGCAAACAGAAGACACCGAAGAACAAGAGGAUGUUGCCGCGCUGCGCGAGGCGUGUGCCAGGUUGAUAAAGUUCACGGUGGAGGGAAUCCGCACGAAACUAGACCGCAUCUAUCUGGAGUCCAUCGAGCAGUCCGUCCAGUCAAGGCCGAGCAACCGAGUCUCGGCCGACGAGGUGUCUGCGCUGCAACAGGAACUUGAAUCCCUCUACGCCGAGAUCCUCCCGGUCGCACAGAUGUCUACCGAACAGCAGUUCCUGGAGCCGGCGCUGCAGAGCCUUGCCGCAAAGAACGGCCAGGGCCUGGCCAGGUCUGCUCAAGCGACCAGCUAUAUUCACGAGUGCCUCGACUAUCUCCUUGAUCGCGCACGAGAUCUGAUGACUCGGCUGGAGGUUUUCCAGGAGUAUCAACGUGCGGUCGGUGCUGUCGUCGACAUUGCCAAGCAAGAACUGCUUCCGGACGCUGCCGCCGCAUCCCCCACAAAGCAAAAGAGCCUCAAGGACCAGGAGCCGGUUUCUCCUAUUCGCCCUCGGCCAAAGCAGCGACCGAGGCACUCGUCCGGGGCUCCUGAACUUGGGGCCGAACCACCACUGGAGGAGAUUCUACGCGCAGUUGCCGUCAGUCUUCCACACGAUGAAGAGGCGCCUCCUGAUGUGCGAGCACAAGUGAAUGAGCUGGUAUCGACACUCCACAGCCGUCAGGCAAAGGUACAAGACAUUGCGCGUAAUGUCCAGGAGACAUUCGAGAGCGCAGCAGCAAGGCAAAUCGCCGACGGGAAACUGGCAAUUCAGUUGGUCCGCGACUCCAUCCUGGCCGAGAGCCCGUUUGGCGAGGUUCGACUCGUGGAUCCGGAGAUCGAAGGGUCACUCACCGUGCUCUCCCAGGAGCUGGCGAAUAUUGACGACAAGCUGAAAGAGACUGACACCAGUGUUGCGAAAUUGCGAGGCAGGAAUGCAAAGAGAGACGAACUCAUUAGCCGCUGGGGUUCAUGA